ACCUGCCUCUUGUGUCCAUGUCCUCAACUGACUGCAUACUGGACACCACCUCCAUCCUGCCCACGGAGAGUCUGCUGCUGUGAAGCCUCAUCAAAGAUGCCCCUCUGUAUCUCCAGCAUCUUCCGGGAUGCUAAAACAACUUGCAUAUUCUUUGGUACCAUCCUUGUGAUAUAUUACUUUAUCAUGGAUAUCUUCUUGUACAGGAGAUUUAAGACAAUCAACAUUGUGGAGGAUUCCAAACCAGGCCCAGCGGAGGAGUCAUUUUCUUCGUUCACUCAUUUGUCAGUGAAGGCACUCAUGAAUGACCACACCAGCCAGUACAUAAUUAACCCCAGUGCCGAGUACUUUGACCAGAUAACCAAAUUCUCCACGACUUUCAGCUUUGUGACUCCGAACAUGAUCUCCAUUACACAUCUCAUCCUAGGACUGGUGUCUGGGAAGUUCAUUGCUUCCGAGAACUUGUAUGAUCGCAGGGUUGGUGUGGUCAUCUUUGAAAUCAGAUCCUGGCUGGAUUCAUUUGAUGGGGUCGUUUACAGAUCCCAGUCUGGCACCCACUUACAGUUCCAGUCUGUGAAGUCCACAACGGGAUACUAUGUAGAUAUAAUUUGUGAUGCUCUUGGGGGUGUCUUUCUUUGCUUUGGGAUUCUCUUUUACCUCUGGAAACGAUUCGAUCCCUACAAGCAGGAGCUCCCAUCAUGGAAUAAGAAUCAGGAGCUGAGCCUAAAGCCCGGUAUUCCCACGAAUGGUCAAACUCAGAGCAGGGAGACGUACAGUAAGAAGCAUCUAUUCUGGAAAGUGUUUUGCUAUGGUAUGUGCCUGGCUUGUGCUGGAAAGUUCUGGGACUUGACAGUUGCUGAUUUCACGGAUAUCUUUCAGAAACCCCUUAGUGAUCCAAAGACUUCACUUCUGCAAAAUGAACUGUGUCACUCAACAACUACUGUCAUCUUGUUCUACCUCUGGAGACUCCUGGAAGGUCAAGCACUACUGCAGUAUAUUCUCAUUCCCAUCAUUAUUGACAAAAUUUGGGAAUUCUUGAACUACACUCAGUACGUCCUGCUGUUUGUGAUCGUAGCCUUGUAUGUGACCUGUCUGAUAUAUAUUCACCAUUUACGAACACUGCUGAAUUUGUAG
This is a messenger RNA of Candidula unifasciata, 1131 nucleotides long. The record is from the annotation of a GenBank genome assembly. NCBI's taxonomy places the organism in Eukaryota, Metazoa, Mollusca, Gastropoda, Stylommatophora, Geomitridae.